AUGCAUGUGGUGCAGGGGCAUGUUGCCCUAGCAACCUCUAUUGCUUUGCAGCCCAGACAGAUGAGGUUGCCUCUUGUUGCUCUACUGAGGGAGCACCCAAAUGCGCCGAUUCAAGCUGGUCGCUCUGGCAAGGGUUCCAGGGCAAUGAUUUUUGUUGCCAAGUUGGUCUUAUUGGUAUCUAUCAAUCCAGUGGAGAUGUUGCAGGCACUUGCGUUGCCUCGGGUCAAGCUGGCACAGCAACCACUGCUCGACUUCUACCACUACAAAAACUACAACCACGAAAAGCACGUCAAGCACAUCCACGCUGUCUACCACUACGACCGCCGCACAAUCCACAGGUACCAGGGCUGUAUUCGCUCAUUAUAUGCUGAGGCUGUCACUGACGUUCAGGAUGCUAUGAAUGCCGGAUUCGAUGGAUUUGCUCUCAACACUCACACUAUCAGCUCUUCUGACACGUGGAAUACUGAUGCACUCAACUACUUGUUCGCCGCGGCAGCUGGAACAAACUUCAAGCUUUUUAUUUCAUUCGACAUGAGUUGGGGCCUGGAUGUCACGGAGUUGGCCGCUUUCCUUGCGCCCUAUGCUAAGAUGUCGGCUUACUACAUGGUGAACGGACGGGCUUUUGUUAGCACUUAUACAGGAGGUACUAUUUCCAACUCCGCUUGGGAUUCCGGAUUCAUUGAGCCUUUGACAUCGACCUAUGGUAUCACCCCAUUUUUUGUUCCUGACUUUGAUGACUUUUCUGGUUAUCCGACCGGUGUUUUCAGCGCCUACCCAAUUCUGAACGGUGUCUACAGCUGGGAGUCAGCAUGGCCAUCCCCCGGAACCACUCCAGCCAAUGUUAGUGACACUGUCGAUUCGGCCGCAUUGCAAGAAGCGCAUUCUGCUGGGAAGGUUUACAUGAUGCCGGUAUCAUCUUUCCAGUUCAAAUAUCUCGGCAGUGGUCAAGACUGGUACCGUAUUGGGGAGGUCAAUCUACCCGAACGCAUGGGCCAAGCCCUGCAAUUGCAGCCCGACUUUGUUGAAGUCAUCACCUGGAACGAUGCUGGAGAGAGCCACUACGUGGGCGACUUCUGGCAAGAACAGAUUGCUGGCACUACGAUUGGAGAUUAUGCCGAUGGCUUUGAUCACAAGGGAUGGUUACAGAUUAUCACGCCUUUCAUCAAGGCUUACAAGGCUGGAGCAACAAGUAUCUCUCAGAUCAUGCCACCCAGCACCAGCCCCGUUGGAACUCUCUGGUAUCGAACUCUCUUAACCAGUGCCAGCUGCUCCUCAUCUAUUUCCAACUAUCAAUCCGCGCUUGAUGUGAUGAAUUUUGCGGUGAUUCUCCCUUCUGCUGGCUACAAAAUCAAUGUUUACAGUAACAGCAAUCUUAUUGGCACCUUUGCUGGUGAAAAGGGAUUGAACUACAACAGUGUACGGGGCCUUGCUGUUGGCAGUGGGCAGAUGAUCAAGGUGCUUGAUAGUUCGAAUAAUGUGGUUGCAUCGGCCACAGGAACUAAAAAUGUCUUGAGUCAAAGCUCGAACGCGACUUGCAAUUGGAAUUAUGAAGUUGUGGGACUUUCGUGA
Penicillium odoratum is the source of this 1569-nucleotide messenger RNA. Its product is annotated as glycoside hydrolase family 71 protein. The transcript is spliced from 6 exons. Gene Ontology annotation, molecular function: glucan endo-1,3-alpha-glucosidase activity. NCBI's taxonomy places the organism in Eukaryota, Fungi, Ascomycota, Eurotiomycetes, Eurotiales, Aspergillaceae. Bases 1 to 1569 code for a protein of 522 amino acids. The record is from RefSeq and is a predicted model, not a curated record.